This is a messenger RNA of Lizanozyma spartinae, 663 nucleotides long. RefSeq lists its product as uncharacterized. The coding region runs from base 1 to 663 and encodes 220 amino acids. Lineage: Eukaryota; Fungi; Ascomycota; Pichiomycetes; Serinales; Debaryomycetaceae. The record is from RefSeq and is a predicted model, not a curated record. The transcript has a single exon.
AUGACAGUGGCAAAGUUGACAAUUACUAACAGAGCCUGUACAGUUUUAGAUCUAGACAUAAACGAUGAAGUGUGGCAACUGGUAGAGGAAUCUAUACGACGGGAAAUGGAUUCCGUGGUAGUAGCCGAAGAUGGCAUGAGACCCAUGCAUCCGAGAGUGGAUAUUCUUCUUCCGUUGACAGUGUCAAAUCACUGCAAACCGGUGUUAAUGGAGGAGAUCGAACGAUACGAGAGAGAGGAAGAAGAAGCUAGUGAUAUAAGUGAUGAUGAUGAUGGUGAUGAUGUUAGUGGUAAUACUAUUAUUCGUGAUGGCAUCAAGUAUCCUACGUCCUUCUAUAAUGAUAAGGAUGAAAUCGACUACGACGCCAUUUAUACAGCCUUGUCGCACUCCCAAUUGGAGAACAGGGACCUAAAUCUUCUAGCUGGAACCCAGACAGAAAUAGGGAUUUGUCAAGAUACUUAUUUAGUUCAUUUGAAGGAGUUACAGGGACAACUCCGGGCACUGGCCAACAGGAAAAGGAAGGAAACAACAGAGUUGGAAUAUUCACGUAAAAAACGUCAAAUUGAAGGUUAUGGCCCUGUGGAAACUUAUCUCAAUCAACGCUGGCACGAUCUGAUCAGAUCAAUAGUUGACAUGGGGGCAGAAAUGGCUACAAAAAAUUAA